Molecule: messenger RNA, 4427 nt
Organism: Drosophila busckii
Lineage: Eukaryota; Metazoa; Arthropoda; Insecta; Diptera; Drosophilidae
Gene: Topors
Product: E3 ubiquitin-protein ligase Topors
Exons: 5
Coding region: 561-3602 (1013 amino acids)
Biological process (GO): protein polyubiquitination; protein monoubiquitination
Molecular function (GO): ubiquitin protein ligase activity; metal ion binding
Source: RefSeq, a predicted model, not a curated record
AUCUUAAUUGUGGAAACAAUUCCAUUCACACAAAGAGAUGGGCAACCAAAACAAACGUUGGUAUCUCGCUCUAACUAAGUGUCGCAUUUAACAGCGAUAGUUCAAAGUGCUGCCCAGCAUAAAUCGACAAUGUUACCCAUAAUCAUACGGAAUAAUUGUGAAGUGAAUACAGCAAAUAAUUUUCUGCCCCAACUUUAAAGGCAUAAUUAUUACUUUUAUUGUGAAAUAUAUGCGUAGCAAGUGUGUAAAAUUCUAGGCCAGACUGCUGGCUAACGCCUAAACAAACUCUCCAGCAUGGAGAACUGCAAAGUGAUAUAAUAAAUGGCAUGAUAAAAAAGACGCAUGUGAAUUUUUUGUCUUACUGCUGCAAGCAAAACCAGAUGAUAGGCCGAGUUGAGAGCGUGUAAGUGAGAGAGAAAGAGAGGGAGAGGACGCAGCGAGUAGAGAAACCGAAACGGAAACUCAAACAUAUACCGAAGCUAUUGCGAUUGCUCUUGCUCUUGCCCCGACAGCAUAUAAUUCCAGUUCCAGGCAGAGCUCACUCAUUUUUUCAACAAGUUAUGGCUGAUGCCCUGCUUAUGGAGGAGUCAGCGCCCCCGCCUGCCUUUGUCGAAGAUGUAGCUGCCUCAGUGAUAGUAGAAGCAGCGCCAGUUGCAGCAGACGCCGUCGCAAGCGCAGCCACAACAGAAAGCAACAACAUAUCCUUGCCCAUACAAUUGGCCGAUCUAACAGAGAGCGGUAGCGAAAGUGGUGAGGAUGCUACUCAAGGCGAGCAUACAGAACGUAGUACCGCUGCUCCUCGCUCACCGCCACCCAAUUGUGCCAUCUGCUUAUCGCGCUGCAAACGCAAGUGCACCACGGAUUCGUGUGCACAUCAAUUCUGCUUCAAGUGCCUCUGUGAAUGGAGCAAGAUUAAACCCGAGUGUCCACUAUGCAAACAGCCCUUCAAGACGAUUAUACACAACAUGCGAACGCAUGGAGACUACGAUAGCUAUCCAGUCCAGUCCAGCACAGCGGAGCACUCUGCGCUAAGCGUUCAUGUAAUCAAUGUACGACGGAGACGUUUCAUGCUACAGAACCAGAUGAUUACAAAUGAUUUAGAUGCGGCUGCCACAGAUUCGGAUGGCAGCGCUCAUGCUCAACCGCGUCAUGCACCCUUCAAUCGCUUCGAGCCGUAUCGCAUGGAGCUGCUGAACUUUUAUCGCGACGACCAGGAUGCGGACCCUGGCGCAGGCUCGUUGAGUCAGCUCUGGCGGCGUUACGUCUACGAUCGCAAGCUCUAUGCGCUGCCCGUCAGCGACAGCAUGACGGGAAACUUUCGUGAGUGGAGCGCUCGCUUUUACAGAGAUAAUCCAGCUCAGAUGCACCGCCUGAUGCCUUGGAUCAAUCGUGACAUUGUUUGUCUGCUACGCAACACGCCACAGACCGUGAGUGAGGUAAUGCAAGUGAUGAACGACAUUCUGCCCAUGAUCAACAUACCGACGCGCACAUUCCGGCGCCACCUCGCCCCCUUUCUGGGCGGACGCACCAGUCACUUUAUACACGAGCUCUUCAACUUUGCGCGCUCGCCCUAUGAUAUGAUUGGGUACGAUCGCGUGGUUCAAUACUCUGCGCGCGUAGCACAGGAGGUUGAAGUAGAUCUGCUUGAUUUAGUGUCCACCAACGAAGGCGCAGUGCCACUAGACCCGCAGCCCAAUGCCAGCGGCAAUCCCAGUUCCAACGAAAGCAGCUCGGGCGCUGGCGAUGCGCUCUGGCCGCGUCCCUCCACCAGUGUGAUUGUGACCAACCCCAGUGCUACACAUUCCUUCAGCGUUACCAUGGCUACCGAUGGCAGUGAGCUGCCUGGCAUCUCUAUACGGCGCACCACCACGUCCAAUGUGGGCUCUCAAACGGUAGCCAUAAAUCUGAGCAUGCGCCGUCCAGUGGUCAACGAAGUAAUUGAGAUUGACGACGGGGAUGCUGCUGCUAAUGCCGAGGUGGCCGCUAUUAACGAUGGAAAUAACAAUACCAAUCGCCGUCAGGCAGGUGCAAGUCUGCCCAUCAGCGCUCACAUUGAGCUGCAGAGCAGCGACUGUAGUAACAGCGACGAUGACGACGAGUGCGUCUUUGUGCUGGAACGCAAGCCGCCGCAUCUGCGUACGCCUGAACUGGUUAGUCUGGACUCUAAUAGCGACUCGGACGUGGUCUUUGUGGACGAACAGAAGCCAAACAAGGCAAGCAACGAAAAUAAUGCAAACCAACAGGCAGCAGGCACCGAUGAAGCAGCAAAUGCUGCAGCUGAAAGUGGUGCAGCCAGCGGUGAGCUUUUCAUGGGUCCCAGCACCAGCACAGGACUCUGCUCCACUUCUGGAAAGAACUGGAAAACGGUGCUGGAGGAAGCGCGCCGCCAGGAGCUGCUGGCGCUCAACUUUACCGCGCGUCCCAAGCGCAUACAAACGCGUGCCCAACAGCGUGCGGGUUUAAGUGCCAACAUAAGUCGCAGCAGCAGCUCCACCACCGUAAAGUGGAGCAGCAGUAGUAGCAGCAGCGACAGCAGCAGCAGCAGUCAAAGUGAGAAGCGACGUAAAAAGCGACGUGUGGCACGCAAGCCCAAGACACGCAAACGCCAGCGCCAGACCAAGCAAGAGAAGCCAGCCAAGCAGCAGGCCAGUAAGCGGAGUAGACGUAAGGCACCACAGGUGGAGGAGUCACAGGAAGAGGAGGAGGAGCAGCAGCAGCAGCAGCAGGAGCAGGAGAAAGCAAGCAACAGCAGCAACUUACCUCCCAACAACGAGAGCAAUAACAGCAGCAGCAGCAGCAGCGACGACGAUGAUGACGACGACAGCACUGCGAAUGUUAAGCUGAGCGCACUGCGUGCCACACUCAAGGCGGAGGAAGUUUUAGAUGAGCGCAAGCCCAACAAACGUGAGCUUGCGGAUGCGGAUGAGCAGCUGUCCACACUAAGCGCAACGGCUGUCAAGCGCAGAAGACGCUCCAGCAAUAGCAACAACAAUACCAAUAGCAACAGCAAUUUAUCCAGUCAGAGCAACAGUUUAGUUAGCACCAUGUCCAGCAACGAUACGCUGGGCGAUGCUAGGCCGCUGGCGUUGAUGCAACGACAUUGCCAUGACAUUGCCACCUCGCUCAUCGAACUAUCCACAUUUAGCCUUCUCGCUCCGGAAAGAGAAAAUGAAACUUCAUUCACUCACGGUAUGCAGUACACUGAUCCAGUGCAGGAAGUCAUGCGCUAUAUGGAAAACGAGCUCAAUGAGGAUGCUCAACUGGGCAUAUACUCGGAUGCAAGCAAUGAGUUGUCGUCAGAGCAGCCGCAGCAUGAGGCUGAGGCCCAAGAGGAUCAAGAGCUGGAUGUGGAUGGAGAUGAGGAACCGCAACUAGAGAUUGACAUGGCACCGGAGGAGGAGGUGGGGGAGGCUGAGGCUAGCAAUAGCAGUGUGCGUACGCCGGAGAUUGAACCAGCUCAACAGGAUGAUCUUGACGAGGAAGAUGAAAACGGGGAUGAUGAUGAUGACGAUGAGGAGGAGGAAGAGGAGGAGAACGAUGACGCUGACACCCAGACGCCGCCGCCGCCUGCUGCCGACAGUGAAGCCAGUGACUCUGAUUAGAGCACUUACUAAACUGCCUAACUCACUGUAUAUUCUACAGUCGUAUGCUAAACUCCAACUAAUUUUAAUUAUAUGUAUAAAGAUAUAGAUUAAAGCCUAGGCAUCACUUGUAUAAUCCAUAGAGGCCGGUAAGCAGAGCCGGCUACAAUUUAUGGAACUCGCAUGCUAUCCGCUAUAUGAUAUAACUAUAAUUGUAUAUGUUUUGAUUAAGCUUAAGUUGAUUAAACAUUUCCUAUGUAUUAAUAUGCAUAUAUGUCUCAAGAUAUAUACAUGUAAGUCUAAGCUAAAUGUUUAUGUAUGCCCAAUGCAUAUCCAAAGGAUUUUUUUUUAUAUUUGUUUAAUUUGCACAUAAUUUAUGCAAAGUAGUUACGAGAUACGUAUAUUUGUAAAUACUAAAUACGGCAGCUAAGUACAUUUUAAGCACUAUUUAAGAUAAAACCGUACAACUUGUAAUACGUUUUAUAAUUUUAUUUCAUUUUAAAAAUCAUCUCAUAACUUGACACUUUUAAUUCAACUAAUUUGCAUGACCUCAUUUAUGUGUACAGAUAUAUAAUAUUACUCUUUGUAAGGGUAUUUAGUAUAGGACUAACUUCAUUAAAAAAUAACCUGAACUUCAUAAUUACACACAUGUGCAUGUAUUUAUACAUAUAUAUAGACAGUCAUAAUAAUGAAUACAAGUGAUGAUCAAAUCAAUAAUGCAAGCACAUUGCGUGGUUUUAUUUGUAGGCUGGCAUUAUAUUGCAAUGUUUAUGAUAAAAGUUUAUAGUAACUGUGUUUAUACAAAGCACUUGAUAUGAAAGCAAAUAAAACAAUAAAUAAUGCUUG